AUUAGGGUUUUGUCUGAACAAGAAGAAUAUAACGAAAUUUUAUACACUUCAAAAACCCCUCGUUUUUCAGCAGAUCGCCGCCGACUACGGUGCCAGUGACCGGUAACUAUGGUGCAUGUCAACUUUUACCGCAACUAUGGGAAGACCUUUAAGAAGCCUCGACGCCCAUAUGAGAAGGAGCGAUUGGAUGCGGAGUUAAAGCUUGUUGGAGAAUAUGGAUUGAGAUGCAAGAGGGAACUUUGGAGAGUUCAGUAUGCCUUGAGCCGUAUCAGAAAUGCUGCAAGAAUGCUUUUGACAUUAGAUGAGAAGGACCCACGUCGUAUUUUUGAAGGUGAAGCACUCUUGAGAAGGAUGAACAGAUACGGAUUAUUGGAUGAGAGCCAGAACAAGCUUGAUUAUGUCUUGGCUCUUACCGUGGAGAACUUUCUUGAGCGUCGUCUCCAAACCCUUGUCUUCAAGACUGGCAUGGCCAAGUCAAUCCACCAUGCUAGAGUGCUGAUUAGGCAAAGGCAUAUCAGGGUCGGAAGACAGGUGGUGAAUGUUCCAUCCUUUAUGGUGAGAGUCGACUCACAGAAGCACAUUGACUUCUCUCUCACUAGUCCUUUCGGUGGUGGUCGCCCUGGAAGAGUGAAGCGAAGGAACCAGAAAGCUGCUGCAAAGAAGGCAUCUGGUGGGGAUGGAGAUGAGGAAGACGAAGAAUGAUCACCUAUUUUCAUGUGUUAACGCCUAUAUAGGACUCUCUUGUAUUGCAAAUUUUAAGUGAAUUUCUUAGUGUGAAUUUUGCACUUUAGGCUUUGGACUAAAUUCACUUUAAGUUGACCUGGUUAUUAAGGGGGAACUAUUUCUGGUUAUGAAUAUGAUCUAAAUUC
Lycium ferocissimum is the source of this 869-nucleotide messenger RNA. Its product is annotated as small ribosomal subunit protein uS4y. The transcript has 3 exons. Gene Ontology annotation, cellular component: cytosolic small ribosomal subunit. The record is from RefSeq and is a predicted model, not a curated record. Lineage: Eukaryota; Viridiplantae; Streptophyta; Magnoliopsida; Solanales; Solanaceae. Gene Ontology annotation, biological process: positive regulation of translational fidelity; translation. Gene Ontology annotation, molecular function: rRNA binding; structural constituent of ribosome. The coding region runs from base 109 to 702 and encodes 197 amino acids.